UCAGCCCCUCUGAGCCUGUGAGUCAGCACUGUCCUGGGGAUUGGUCUCUCUCCUUAGUUCCCCGCCCCUGGGGAGGAGCCAGUAAGCUCUGGGUCCAGCCUGUACUUUACUGAGCCAGAAGAGGUUUCCUAGCUGGGCUGGGCAAGGAUGCGGUCUGAAACUGUCUAGGUCUGAGUUGGGAGAGCAGAGGUCACUUGUCCUUCGCCUCCCCAGGUCCUCUGUCAUCACCGGGCUGCCGAGGUCAGAUUAGGCUAAGGGCCUGGGGAUGCCCCCUGCCUGGCCCCCUUGCCUGAAUUGGCAGGGGGGCCGGGCCGGGCAGCAGCCCCCCUUCUCACCCCAGCCAUGGAUCUUCUACCCCCCAAGCCGAAGUACAACCCACUUCGGAAUGAGUCUCUGUCAUCGCUGGAGGAGGGGGCUUCAGGGUCUACCCCACCGGAGGAGCUGCCUUCCCCAUCAGCCUCAUCCCUGGGACCCAUUCUGCCUCCUCUGCCAGGGGACGAUAGUCCGACUACCCUGUGUUCCUUCUUUCCCCGGAUGAGCAACCUGAAGCUGGCCAAUCCUGCUGGGGGGCGCCUGGGGCCUAAAGGGGAGCCAGGAAAGGCUGCUGAAGAUGGGGAAGGGAGUGCAGGGGCAGCCCUUCGGGACUCAGGCCUCUUGCCCCUCCUCCAGGACAUGAACAAGCUGAGUGGAGGCGGCGGGCGCAGGACUCGGGUAGAAGGGGGCCAGCUGGGGGGCGAGGAGUGGACCAGACACGGGAGCUUUGUCAAUAAGCCCACACGAGGCUGGCUGCAUCCCAACGACAAAGUCAUGGGACCUGGGGUUCCCUACUUGGUUCGGUACAUGGGUUGUGUGGAGGUCUUACAGUCAAUGCGAGCCCUUGACUUCAAUACCCGGACACAGGUCACCAGGGAGGCCAUCAGUUUGGUGUGUGAAGCUGUGCCUGGUGCCAAAGGGGCGACAAGGAGGAGAAAGCCUUGUAGCCGCCCACUCGGCUCUAUCCUGGGGAGGAGUAACCUGAAGUUUGCUGGAAUGCCAAUCACUCUCACUGUGUCUACCAGCAGCCUUAACCUCAUGGCAGCAGACUGCAAACAGAUCAUUGCCAACCAUCACAUGCAAUCUAUCUCAUUCGCGUCUGGUGGGGAUCCGGACACAGCUGAGUAUGUUGCCUAUGUUGCCAAAGACCCUGUGAAUCAGAGAGCCUGCCAUAUCCUGGAGUGUCCUGAAGGGCUUGCUCAGGAUGUCAUCAGCACCAUCGGGCAGGCCUUUGAGUUACGCUUCAAACAGUAUCUCAGGAAUCCACCCAAGCUGGUCACCCCCCAUGACAGGAUGGCUGGCUUUGAUGGCUCCGCUUGGGAUGAGGAGGAAGAAGAGCCCCCUGAGCAUCAGUACUACAAUGACUUCCCAGGGAAGGAACCCCCUCUCGGUGGGGUGGUAGACAUGAGGCUUCGGGAAGGGGCUGCUCGACCUACUCUGCCCAGUGCCCAGGUGCCCAGCCACUUGGGAGCUACACUGCCUAUAGGACAGCAUGCUGCAGGAGACCAUGAAGUCCGGAAACAGAUGCUGCCUCCACCACCUUGCCCAGGCAGAGAACUCUUCGAUGACCCCUCCUAUGUCAACAUCCAGAAUCUAGACAAGGCCCGGCAAGCUGGGGGUGGGGCCGGGCCCCCAAAUCCUUCUGUUAAUGGCAGUGCACCCCGAGACCUCUUUGACAUGAAGCCCUUUGAAGAUGCACUUCGGGUGCCGCCACCUCCCCAGUCCAUGUCCAUGGCUGAGCAGCUCCAAGGGGAGUCCUGGUUCCAUGGGAAGCUGAGCCGGCGGGAGGCUGAAGCACUGUUGCAGCUCAACGGUGACUUCUUGGUGCGAGAGAGUACAACCACGCCUGGCCAGUAUGUGCUCACUGGCCUGCAGAGUGGGCAGCCCAAGCACUUGCUUCUGGUGGACCCUGAAGGUGUGGUUCGGACAAAGGAUCACCGCUUUGAGAGUGUCAGUCACCUGAUCAGCUACCACAUGGACAAUCAUUUGCCCAUCAUCUCUGCGGGCAGCGAACUGUGUCUACAGCAGCCUGUGGAUCGGAAAGUGUGAUCCUUCUCAGCCUCUCCUAAAGGAUGCCCUCCAGUCCCUUCUGCCGUGCUCUCUAACUCAUGGGACCUCUGUUUUGUGGGUCUGGCCUUGGGUGGGAGCUGGGAGCAAUGAGAACACAGGUUUAGUGCCCAUUUGAGAGAUAGGGUUUCAGUUAGGAGCCUGGGGUAGCAUCCUGCUUCUGCCCACACCUCACCAAAGUAUUAAUGUGCAGAGUGGUCCCUUGUCUGGGCCUUGCCUGUGCCAACCUAAUGCCCUUUCCCCCAAAGGGUGGGUUCUUACAAUGGAAAAUGCCCUGUGGUGAUAGGCCCAGUGGAGCAAUUGCCCUUUGGGGGAAGGGAAAGAAUCAUACCUCUGGUUUACUCCUGGUCUUCAGGGUACCCCAGACCCCUCGUAACGUAUCCGACUCCCUAUGCAUCUCCUUAAACUUUGUGCCUUUGACUAUCGUAGGUCUGCAGAUACUCUAUGCAGAAUUCUCAGGCUCUUCAGAUGUGGACAGGGGUUACUGAUACCUUGGCUUCUGGAACCCUGUCUGUUCAGCACCCCUACCUAUGUCUAGGGAGAAUAGGGGCAGGAGUGGCAGCUAUCUUUUCUGUCUUUUGGAUAUGCAGCCCUUAAGAGAUUGCCCCAAGCCAGGAUGUGGUGUCACAUGCCUUUAAUCGAAGCACUCAGGAGGCAGGAGGAUUUGUGAGGCCACCCUGGUCUAUAACAGAGUGAAUUCCAGGACAGCCAAGGCAAUAGAGAAAGUACCUGUCUCCAAAAACCAAAAAGAGCAAUUACCCCAGAGCCCCCUCCCUGGUGGUAGCAGGGAAAGGGCAGGAUUGGACCCAUCUUGCUCAGUGCCUCGUGACCUCAAUGCCUUUCCUCCAAGGGGUCUGUAUACAUUUCUUAAGCCUGCCCCUCCCAUGUUUGCAUGUGUGUUAUAGUCUACAGCCAAAGUAUAGCCCUUACUGUAACCCCAUCUCGCCUUUUUUUGGGAUGGAUGUGUGUGACUGACUUGGGCCUCCAGUAUGUGUACAGUCAACGUGGGUUUUGUGGACGCAUUGAGACUGAAGCAGCAGACAAUCCUCAAUGCCAUUUGCAAGUCUGGAACUGCAUUCUCUCUUUUUUAAAAAACAUGUAUACAUUUUAGGGCUGUAGAUUUAUUUUCUUGAUUUUGUUUUUCGUUGCUGACUUUUUGAGCACAGAAUUAUGAUAAUCAAUUACAUUUAUACAUCACCAAGUUGACUUUUCCAAACUUUUUUUUUUUUUUUAAACAACUGUUAGGAUUUUACUCGCUGGUCUAAGUAGGCCAGGAGUUUUUUUCCCCCUUUUUCUUUUUCUUCUUCCUCAAGACACCUGAGCAGAAAUUUGGCUGAACAGUGUUGUGGGAUUAUGAUGUGAUAGCUUUAGAUCCUACCUUCUGCUUGCAGGCAGAUUCAGCCAGCACAGGAACCUUGCAAGCUCGUUCUGUAGGCUUUCUGACAAGGAGUGGUCGACUGGUUUUCAGUCUUGGCUGUCGCCUAAUUUUGGUUUGGAUGUCUUAUACCAAAGGGAAAUAGCCUUCAUUAAAGUCCGUAUUUCUUCUA
This is a messenger RNA of Grammomys surdaster, 3647 nucleotides long. It is a transcript of the gene Shc1, whose product is annotated as SHC adaptor protein 1. Gene Ontology annotation, biological process: intracellular signal transduction; cell surface receptor protein tyrosine kinase signaling pathway. The transcript is spliced from 12 exons. Bases 343 to 2082 code for a protein of 579 amino acids. Gene Ontology annotation, cellular component: plasma membrane. Lineage: Eukaryota; Metazoa; Chordata; Mammalia; Rodentia; Muridae. The record is from RefSeq and is a predicted model, not a curated record. Gene Ontology annotation, molecular function: receptor tyrosine kinase binding.